ACCAAACAAAAUUUUCCUUUUUUUUGGGAUUUUGUUCUGAUGAUCUCUCAACUUCCCUACUUCAAAACCAAGCUAAACCUCCUAAAUCAACAUAAAAUUCCAUUGCCUUCAUUCUUCUAAGUCUCAUGUCUUUUUCUCUUUAACAACCCCUUUUCUAAAAUUAAAUAAUUUUCGAUUUUAGAAUUUAAUUAAGUUGAUUCAUAUCAACAAGUCUAGAAUUAACACUUAGAUGUUUUUGAACAACAGCCUCUGUGUAAAAAAAAAAAUAAAUGAACUUCCAGGGAAACCUCCAUGACAUAUUUAACCUGUAUGCUAAGCAAGGUUAGGUAACUGACAGCUACCAUUUAAAACACACUCUUUCAAAAUCCUCCCUUUUACGGCAUUUCCUUAUCUGGGAUUCUCCCCCUUUCUUCUGUAUUCUCAGUUCAACACAAUAACUGCCAUUUGAACUGUAAAGAAGAACUGUAGUGGAUCACCCCGGAGGUCUGUUUUUGAGUUCUGUUUGCUGUUUUUUUAAUCUUCUGUAGGAUAAGAAACAAUGCAGCUUCAUAUCUCGCCAAGUUUGAGGCAUGUAACGGUACUUCCAGGGAAAGGUGUUAGAGAAUUCAUCAAAGUCAAGGUUGGUUCAAGACGGGUUUCCUAUCGAAUGCUUUUCUAUUCGCUUCUCUUCUUCACAUUCCUUCUUCGGUUUGUCUUUGUUUUGUCAACUGUUGAUACCAUUGAUGGUGAUCAUUCCAAGUGUUCCACCAUAGGUUGCUUGGGGAAAAGAAUAAGACCAAGGAUCUUGGGAAGAAGGAUUGAGUCAAAUAUCCCAGAGGUGAUAUACCAAAUACUAGAUAAACCAGUAAGCAAAGAUGAAGUACAAGGAAAAUCUGAUAUUCCUCAAACAUUAGAAGAGUUUAUGGCUGAAAUGAAGGAAAGCAGAUCAGAUGCAAAGUCCUUUGCUCUAAGGCUUAGAGAAAUGGUAGUUCUACUUGAGCAAAGAGCCAGAACAGCCAAAAUCCAAGAAUAUUUGUACCGCCAUGUAGCAUCAAGCAGCAUACCAAAACAGCUCCAUUGCUUAGCAUUAAAACUAGCCAAUGAACACUCCAACAAUGCAGCUGCUCGCCUCCAGCUCCCUUCACCAGAACUCGUCCCUGCCCUUGUCGACAACUCUUACUUCCACUUCGUCCUCGCCUCAGACAAUGUGCUUGCAGCCUUCGUUGUUGCAAAAUCCCUUGUAAAAAACGCCUUCAGCCCUGAAAAAUUUGUGCUACACAUAAUAACAGACAGGAAAACUUACUCUCCCAUGCAGGCCUGGUUUUCAUUGCAUCCUCUAAUGCCUGCUAUAAUUGAGGUUAAGGCAUUGUAUCAAUUUGAUUGGCUUUCAAAGGGGAAGGUGCCUGUUUUGGAAGCAAUGGAAAAGGAUCAAAAAGUAAGGUCUCAGUUCAGAGGAGGGUCAACAGCAAUAGUAGCAAAUAACACAGAGAAGCCUCAAGUUAUUGCAGCAAAACUACAAGCUCUCAGUCCUAAGUACAACUCUUUGAUGAAUCACAUUCGGAUACAUUUACCCGAGUUGUUUCCCAGCCUCAACAAGGUGGUCUUCCUGGAUGAUGACAUUGUGAUACAAACUGAUCUUUCACCUCUAUGGGAUAUUGAUAUGAAUGGAAAAGUGAAUGGAGCAGUGGAGACAUGUAGGGGUGAAGAUUCAUUUGUCAUGUCAAAGCGGUUCAAGAGCUAUCUCAACUUCUCCCAUCCUUUGAUUGCCAAUAAUUUUGAUCCAAAUGAAUGUGCAUGGGCAUAUGGCAUGAACAUCUUUGAUCUUGAUGCUUGGAGGAAGACCAACAUUAGCCUUACAUACCAUCACUGGCUUGAAGAGAACUUGAAAUCAGACCUCAGUUUGUGGCAACUGGGUACAUUACCCCCUGGUCUAAUUGCAUUCCAUGGCCAUGUUCAUGUUAUUGAUCCAUUUUGGCACAUGUUGGGAUUGGGGUACCAGGACAAUACAACUUUAGCUGAUGCUGAGACAGCUGGGGUCAUCCAUUUCAAUGGCAGAGCAAAGCCAUGGCUGGACAUAGCCUUCCCUCAACUUCGACCUUUGUGGGCUAAAUAUAUUGAUUUUUCAGAUAAAUUCAUCAAGGGCUGUCAUAUUAGGGCAUCCUGACAGGAACUUUUGAGAGAGUAUAGUGACCCAUAUUGAUGAUAAAAUACAUGUUUUUAUAUGAGAAAGAAAAGAGGAGAGUUCUUUACAAAUUCAAGGCCUUCAAUACAGAUUCUGAAAUCAUAACAGUAACAGGUUUCUGAUUUUUUUGGAACUCUUUUUCCCUGGUUGUGAAAUCCAUCACUCACUCUUCACUAAUGAUAAUUUCUCUUUAAAAAAUUUUUUUUUUCCUUCUGUAUUGAGAUAAAGCAUCUUCAAGAUUGGAGCACACUAGUAUUUAUUUGUUGUAGCACACCAAAAAUGUCUAGAUCUGAUUCUUGAGACUUAAUGAAGAACCAGAAAUUGAAGCUUGCAAAUAUACCAUGGUAAGUACCGAUGAGCUGUUAGUUCAGUGAUACUAAAAUUGAUUUCAGAAUUGAUGGUCUCGAGUUCAAUUUCGGAUUCUGAAAUAUAAC
This is a messenger RNA of Durio zibethinus, 2595 nucleotides long. RefSeq names its product putative galacturonosyltransferase 12. Gene Ontology annotation, molecular function: polygalacturonate 4-alpha-galacturonosyltransferase activity. The record is from RefSeq and is a predicted model, not a curated record. NCBI's taxonomy places the organism in Eukaryota, Viridiplantae, Streptophyta, Magnoliopsida, Malvales, Malvaceae.